AUGGAAGCCCAAGAGAUGCCAUUCAGGCCCAAUAUCAUUUCGCAACUUCCCAAAUUGAGUCGAAUUGGUGUGAGAAACAUGAGCAAUAAUAAUUACAAGAAAUUAGAAGGUCAAUUUGUGAAGCCGGAUCUUGACGAUAGGUCCUAUAGGUACAUCCAAUUACCCAAUGACUUGAAAGCGCUUUUGAUACACGAUUCCAAAGCUGAUAAAGCUGCAGCUGCCCUUGAUGUUAAUGUGGGAGCAUUUGAAGAUCCUGAAGGAUUACCAGGUUUAGCUCAUUUUUGUGAACAUCUCUUAUUUAUGGGGUCAGAAAAGUAUCCAGAUGAGAAUGAAUAUUCGAGUUAUUUAAGUAAACACGGAGGGGCCUCUAAUGCUUAUACUGGAUCCCAAAAUACCAAUUACUAUUUUGAAGUUAACCAUGAACACCUUUUUGGAGCCCUUGACAGAUUUGCAGGUUUUUUCACCUGUCCCCUGUUUAACAGAGAUUCUACGGAUAAAGAGAUUAAAGCUGUGGAUAGUGAGAACAAAAAGAAUUUGCAAAGCGAUCUUUGGAGACUUUAUCAAUUAGACAAAUCCCUAACCAAUGAAGAACAUCCAUACCACAAAUUUUCCACAGGUAAUUUUAUUACACUGCAUGAAAUUCCUACAUCCAACGGUAUUGACGUUCGUGAGGAAUUGUUAAAAUUCUACAAAAAAUCUUAUUCUGCAAAUCUGAUGAAAUUAUGCGUUCUUGGUAGAGAAGAUUUGGACACUUUAUCCAAUUGGGCAUGUUCGUUAUUUCAAGAUGUGCCCAAUAUUGCUAGACCAGUGCCUGAAUAUGGCUCAAAAAUGUUAGAUGAAAGAUCUUUACAAAAAGUGAUUCAUGCCAAAUCCGUUAAAGAUUUGAAGAAAUUAGAGGUUACUUUUUCAGCACCUGAUAUGGAUUUAGAAUGGGAAUCUAAACCUCAGCACAUCUUAAGCCACCUUGUAGGCCACGAAGGCUCGGGUUCACUGUUAGCUCACUUGAAGGAUAAAGGUUGGGCAAAUGAGUUGUCUGCUGGGGGACAUUCCGUCUCUAAAGAAAAUGCAUUCUUUUCUAUCGAUAUUGACCUGACUGAUCUUGGGUUAAAACACUACGAGGAUGUUACCCACAUAAUUUUCCAGUAUUUGGAAAUGUUAAAAUUGAACUUACCAAAAAAGUGGAUUUAUCUGGAAUUAGAGGAUAUUGCAAGAGCCACUUUUAAAUUCAAACAAAAAUCUAGUGCUUCUAGCACCGUGUCAUCACUUGCCAAAAAAUUGGAAAAAGAAUACGUUCCAGUGAAAUAUAUCUUGAGCACGGAACUCUUAAGGGAAUAUGAUGCCGAUCUGCUAAUGAAAUACUUACACACCUUGACCCCUGAAAAUUCACGUAUUAUGUUAGCAUCAAAUGAAACGAAAACUGAUUCCAAGGAAAAGUGGUAUGGUACUGAAUACCGAGUUACUGAUUUUACACACACUUUGUUGAAAAAGAUUAGAAACCCAGGUCUUAACCCAAAUUUACAUUUACCACGUCCUAAUGAAUUUAUUGCCACUAAUUUUGAAGUGGAAAAAAUUGACGAUGUUGUACCGUUAGAAGAACCAUUGCUUUUGAAAGAUGAUAAAAUCAGUAAGCUUUGGUACAAGAAAGAUGAUAGAUUCUGGCAACCAAGGGGUUACAUUUACAUUUCUUUUAAAUUACCUCAUACUCAAGCUAGUAUCGUGAACAGUAUGCUUUCCACUCUUUACGUCCAAUUGAUCAAUGAUUACAUCAAGGAUUUACAAUAUGAUGCUGCAUGUGCCGAUUUACACCUAAGUUUUUCUAAAACUAACCAAGGUUUGGACAUUACAGUAGUUGGAUUUAAUGAUAAAUUGACCAUUCUUUUGACCAGAUUUUUGGAAGGUCUAAAAAGUUUCAAACCUGAAAAGAAUAGAUUUCAAAUCUUCAAGGAUAAGUGUACAAGGCAAUUGACAAACCAGUUGUACGAAGUACCAUAUUUACAGGUCUUCCCAGUUUACAGUUCAUUAAUCAAUGAGAGAACAUGGUCAGUAAAGGAAAAAUUAGAGGUUUUGAAAAGAUUAACUUUUGAACAGUUGGUUACAUAUUUGCCUACCAUUUAUGAAGAAAUGUUUUUUGAAGCGUUUGUUCAUGGUAAUAUGAAAUACGAAGAAGCUAUUGAAGUCGAUUCCUUGGUGCAAAUGUUGGUUCCAAACGACAUUAGAAAUUUCCAAACAAAAAAUGGUAAAUUAAGAUCAUAUUUCUUACCUCAAGGUGAAACUUAUAGGUAUGAAACCAAAUUACAGGACUCCCAAAAUCUCAACUCUUGCAUCCAACAUGUUACACAGUUAGGUGUUUACAGUGAAGAGAUUUCUGCAAAGGCAAGUCUUUUCGCACAAAUGAUCCAUGAACCUUGUUUUGAUACGUUGAGAACAAAAGAACAGUUAGGUUACGUGGUUUUCUCAUCAAGUCUCAAUAACCAUGGUACUGCAAACAUUCGAAUCCUAGUUCAAUCUGAACAUACGACACCUUUCCUGGAAUGGAGAAUCGAAAGUUUCUUACAAGGAUUUGGUAAAAUUUUACAAGAUAUGUCUGAUAAAGAUUUUGAAGGCCAUAAAGAUGCCCUUUGCAAGAGCUUAGCCCAAAAAUAUAAAAAUAUGAAAGAGGAAAGCUCUAGAUAUGCUGCUGCUAUCUAUUUGGGUGAUUACAAUUUCACCCACAAACAGAGAAAAUCUCAAUUAGUUUCACAACUGACCAAGGAAGAAAUUGAAGAAUUUUAUCAAAAUUUUAUUGUAGGACCCAAUGCUUCCAAACUGGUACUUCACAUUCAAUCACAGGUGACUAGUGAUAAACUAGACGAAUCUAACCUUGAUAGAACCAAGUAUCCAAGUGGUAAGCCAAUAAAGGACGUAGGUGAGUUCAAAUCUCAAUUAUUCGUAGCACCCGUUCGCCAGCCUACCAAGAAAUUCGAGGUGUUCACCCCCAAGCUCUAA
Molecule: messenger RNA, 2985 nt
Organism: Zygosaccharomyces rouxii
Lineage: Eukaryota; Fungi; Ascomycota; Saccharomycetes; Saccharomycetales; Saccharomycetaceae
Gene: STE23
Product: metalloendopeptidase
Exons: 1
Coding region: 1-2985 (994 amino acids)
Biological process (GO): peptide catabolic process
Cellular component (GO): mitochondrion; cytosol
Molecular function (GO): metalloendopeptidase activity; metal ion binding
Source: RefSeq, a predicted model, not a curated record